Molecule: messenger RNA, 2337 nt
Organism: Phanerochaete carnosa HHB-10118-sp
Lineage: Eukaryota; Fungi; Basidiomycota; Agaricomycetes; Polyporales; Phanerochaetaceae
Exons: 7
Coding region: 409-2337 (642 amino acids)
Source: RefSeq, a predicted model, not a curated record
GAUCGAUUUGGGGCAGCACCGGACCUCCAUACUCCGCCGCUAUCUACUUUGGACUUCCCGAAGCCAAACUCAUGCUUGCUCACCCGCUCUCUGUGGGGGGUACUUGAGCAGGGUCUUAUCAACCUCGGGGCUCGCAAGUGCUGUGCUGAGCCCAAAGCUGAUAUCAGCGGCGACGCCAGCUAUCACGUAGCAAACGACUAUGAAACUCCUUCAAAUGUCCAAAUUGCGUCGACAGCUUCAUCUCUACCGAACGCGAUGACAGGUCUGCAAUUUUGGUGACAUAAGAAGCGCUUUUUGCUUGGCCAGCCUUUCUAGAACCAUGCGCCUCCGUGGUCAUCUGCCUACCCUAUCCCGUAGCUGCAGAUAUAAAGUGCGCCGUCGAGGGUCAAGUGAAGGUCGCGAGCAGCCAUGCAGCUUCUCAGCACCGUCCUGGUCGCUCUCGUAUUCAGCGGCACUCGCCUCGCUGACGCGUUGCAGAUCUCAUCGGCGGGCAUGACUGCGUUGUUGGGCAGUGUUGCAUACCAUGUUGCCCCUACUCCGGUCGCCACGCUCUCCCUCAGUAACUCCAGCGAGGCUGCGUCUCUGAAGUCCGGUGAGACGUUUGUGCCCUUCACUUUUGUGGAUGCUAGCGGAGGUAGCUUUGGGCCUGGCGACCUCGCUUCCGUGGUAGCAAAGAAUGCUGCCUCAGACGACGUAUGGUCCCCGAAUUUUCUGACCGGACUGUACAUAUCCUCCGCGGCUGCCCCUAGCCUCAGUCCGGGCAAUGGGACUGAAAUCAUUUUGUCUUCGUCGGACACACCGUUGAGCGCAUCCAUUCCCCCCGGCCCCUACAUCGUGAAUACUGUCACCGGUAACGUUUUUGAAGCCUGGCGCUUGUACAGUGACGAGAACCAGGCGUUCCUCUAUGGCACAGUGCCCGACGGCGAAGGCGGCUUCACCGAGCUCGACGCCAACAUAGACGGAGCGGCCACCGUCAGCGUUGCAGUGCCUUCACGCCUAUAUUUCACUCCAACUGCAGAGAAGCCCCUCGCUGGUGCGCGCAUCGCCGUGAAGGACAUCUACGACCUUCAGGGCCUGCGCACCGGCUGUGGCAGCCGCGCAUACUUCCACCAGUACCCGCCGAAGAACACGACCUGCCCUGCGAUACAGCGCCUCAUCGACGGUGGUGCCAUUAUAGUGGCGAAGGCGAAGACGUCCCAGUUCGCGAACGGCGAGACGGCCACGGACGACUGGGUCGACUACCAUGCGCCUUACAACCCUAGGGGCGACGGUUAUCAGGACGGCAGCUCCUCGUCUACUGGCUCUGGCACGAGUAUUGCUGCGUAUUCGUGGCUGGACUAUGCUGUGGGGAGCGAUACUGGCGGGUCGAUGCGUGGUCCCGCGGGUGUCAACGGUGUCUUCGGAAAUCGGCCCUCCCACGGAGCUGUCCCUCUGACCGAUGUCAUGCCACUGGCGCCGGAAUUGGACUCUGGAGGAAUAUUUGCUAGAGAUGCCAAGUCCUGGCAGGUCGCCGGCAACUGGUGGUACCAGAACUUUACACAGUUCAACAAGUACCCGUCAACCAUUCUAUUCCCAGUCGAUGCCUGGGGCAGCAGCUUCCUGACGGACCCGCCCAAGGCCGGCACUGCUGACGCAAUGUUCAACACCUUCAUCCAGAAGCUCGAAGGCUUCUUGAAUACGUCGCGGACGGAGUUCAACCUGACGACGAUGUGGAACGCGACGAGCCCGCUGAUAGCGAAUGUAUCGAACCCCCCACCGCCGCUGCGCACGGUGCUGAACACGACGUACGCCGACUUGAUCGCUCUCGACCAGAUCUCGCUCGUCGCGGACCCGUUCAUCGCGGACUACAAGGCGUCCCACGCCGGCCAGAGCCCGUUCAUCGACCCCGUACCGCUCGCGCGCUGGACCUACGGACGCACGCUCAACGCCACGGAGCGCAAGGCGGAGGCAAUCACGAACAAGACAGUCUUGAUGAACUGGUUCCAGAACACGGUCCUGAACGGGACAAACGACGAGACGUGUUCGAACGCGAUCUUCCUGUACCCGCAGAGCUCGGGAAAGACGAACUAUCGCAACGCGUAUCUCGACCCGCCGACCCCACCUUUUGGCUUCAGCACUGACACGAUCGCGAUAUACGCGGAGACUCCUGAUAUGGUCGUUCCAGUUGGAGAGCUUCCGUACAACUCCACCAUCAGUCUCACGAUCGAGACUUUACCUGUCACCAUCAGCUUUGUUGCUCAGAAGAACUGCGAUCUCAUGCUGUUCAGCCUCUUCGCUGCCUUGCAGGAUGCCGGGAUCGUCAGCCCUGUGGUCACGGGACAGAAGAUGUUCGCAUAA